Molecule: messenger RNA, 1447 nt
Organism: Lycium barbarum (goji berry)
Lineage: Eukaryota; Viridiplantae; Streptophyta; Magnoliopsida; Solanales; Solanaceae
Product: mitochondrial carnitine/acylcarnitine carrier-like protein
Exons: 4
Coding region: 337-1227 (296 amino acids)
Biological process (GO): mitochondrial L-ornithine transmembrane transport
Molecular function (GO): L-ornithine transmembrane transporter activity
Source: RefSeq, a predicted model, not a curated record
CAGCAAUUCCAGUACUAUUUCCUUGUCUAGCCGAAGUAAUAUAUUUAUUUCAUUUAUUUUUGAAAUCCGUAAGCCAAUCAAGAAAGUUGGUAGUACUAUUAACUUUUAGACUCAAAUUCAUUGAAUUCAAACUAUAUAUCGUCUCUGCUAUUUAUUGAAAGCAGUGAGCCUAUUGAUUAUGUCUGAUGAACUCUAAACUUCUCUCAAGAUCUGCUUCAAUCUCUCCCAUGUCUGUCUUCUCACAGAUUGCAGCCCAAGGUCUUGAGAAUUAACAAUUGGGAUUUUAUUUGGUUGGCUUGAAGUCGGAUUUCGUCUGCACUAACAAGAAUCAGUCAGAUGGAUAUAGUCAAGGAUUUAACCGCUGGUACUGUUGGAGGAGCAGCGCAAUUGAUAGUUGGCCAUCCUUUUGAUACAAUCAAAGUCAAGCUCCAAAGCCAGCCUACUCCACUUGCAGGGCAACCUCCUAAUUAUGCAGGUGCAAUAGAUGCUGUAAGGAAAACAGUCGCUUCUGAAGGUCCAAGAGGUUUAUACAAAGGCAUGGGAGCUCCACUUGCCACUGUAGCAGCCUUCAACGCUUUACUUUUCACUGUUAGAGGUCAAACGGAGGCAUUGUUAAGGUCUGAACCUGGAGCUCCUCUUACGGUCAAGCAGCAAAUCCUUUGUGGGGCUGUUGCUGGAAAUGCCGCAUCAUUUCUUGCCUGUCCGACUGAACUCAUAAAAUGCAGACUGCAAGCGCAUAGCGCACUGGCAAGUGUGGGAUCAGCUUCUGUGGCCAUAAAGUAUGCAGGGCCAAUGGAUGUUGCUAGACAUGUUCUUCGUUCCGAAGGCGGUGUGAGGGGUCUCUUCAAGGGUUUGGGCCCCACCCUGGCGCGAGAAGUACCGGCAAAUGCUGUUAUGUUUGGCAUAUACGAAGCGUUAAAGCAGUACUUUGCAGGAGGCAUGGAUACUUCUGGGCUAGGACGGGGUUCUCUUAUAGUAGCUGGAGGGUUGGCUGGUGGUUCAGCCUGGUUUGCAGUGUAUCCAACAGAUGUUGUUAAGAGUGUAAUUCAGGUUGAUGAUUAUAGAAACCCGAAAUACUCUGGCUCUUUUGAUGCUUUUAAAAAGAUUUUGGCAGCAGAAGGUGUCAAAGGCUUUUACAAGGGGUUUGGACCUGCUAUAGCGCGUAGCGUCCCAGCAAAUGCUGCUUGCUUCUUGGCAUAUGAGAUGAUUAGGUCUAGUUUGGGUUAAUUUCUCGAAGGUUUUGGCGAACUAAUUAAAAAUUUUCCCAUUGGAAUGAUCUGUAGUUCCGAACUUCCAAUUAAUAUUUCAGCAGGACAACCGGGCUUCAAAAAUUUUAUAGUACCGUUUUUUAGGAUUAAGAAGAGAGAAAAUUGUGUGAGCCAACCUCUGUUAUCAUACAAAUAUACAAUAGGAAUAUAUUGCCACAAUAUUUGCCAAUUGUUUUAAA